Molecule: messenger RNA, 444 nt
Organism: Triticum turgidum subsp. durum (durum wheat)
Lineage: Eukaryota; Viridiplantae; Streptophyta; Magnoliopsida; Poales; Poaceae
Source: the annotation of a GenBank genome assembly
AUGAUAUCACGGAGCUUUGGCAUCAUAUCGAGCAAGUCUGAUGUUUACAGCUUUGGGAUGAUGCUUCUGGAGAUGGCUGGAGGAAGAAGGAACGCCAAUCCGAACACAGCAAAUUCGAGCCAAGCGUACUAUCCGUCAUGGGUAUAUGACCGGCUAACUCAACAAGACCAUGUGGGUGAGAUUUCUGCUCAUGUUGAUACUGAGAUGCAUGAAUUGGAGAGGAAGUUGUGCAUCAUCGGACUAUGGUGCAUCCAGAUGAAAUCUCAUGACAGGCCGACGAUGAGCGAGGUUAUAGAGAUGCUGGAAGGAGGCGUCGGUACCUUGCAGAUGCCCUCAAGGCCGUUCUUCUGUGACGAAGGGCAUGUUCAUACCGAGGAUACUUACCAUUUGUCGUCCGAGCUAACUGAAAUCUCGGAGGACAUGAGUGAAAAUAUUGAUGUGUGA